Molecule: messenger RNA, 1739 nt
Organism: Anolis carolinensis (green anole)
Lineage: Eukaryota; Metazoa; Chordata; Lepidosauria; Squamata; Anolidae
Gene: tgif1
Product: TGFB induced factor homeobox 1
Exons: 3
Coding region: 441-1244 (267 amino acids)
Biological process (GO): negative regulation of transcription by RNA polymerase II
Molecular function (GO): DNA-binding transcription repressor activity, RNA polymerase II-specific; RNA polymerase II cis-regulatory region sequence-specific DNA binding
Source: RefSeq, a predicted model, not a curated record
CCCCCUGCUUGCUUCUGGGUCACCAUUACAACCACUUUGUUUGGCUGAAGAGCUUCCUUUGGGGCUGACAGAGGCACCAGCCGGGAAGGAGGGGAGGGGAAAGAGGAGGAGGAGGAGGAGGAGGAGGCACCCAAUGCUUGGCUCCUGGUUACUCUCUGUGUGUGUCUCGCUUACUCAUUGCUGGGAGUUGUGGGGGAGGGCGCACCGCGUGGUGGAGAGCCGCCGUUGGCUUCCCCUGACUUCAAGUUACAGAACAAAGAAAACAAGGGAGAGAGAAAGAGAAAGAGAGAGCCGGACGGGAGAAGCGCUCUCUCUCAGUCUCCAGUGCCUUCCUCGGUCGAGACGCCUCGGAGGAGGACUUUUGCGCCUUGUUUCUCCUCUCUGGAUCUUCCCCACGCCACCAAGGACAGGCUUGGCAGAAGGGCAGUUUAGGAGCCGAGAUGAAAACUCCCAAAAGUGCUGCUGUAGGUGUAUCAGGCAGUGAGACCGAGGAUGAUGACAGUAUGGAUGUGCCUCUGGAUCUUUCCUCUUCUGCCAGCUCAAUCAAAAGGAGAAGGCGGGGUAACCUGCCCAAGGAAUCGGUGCAGAUUCUUCGUGGGUGGCUUUAUGAGCACCGCUACAAUGCCUAUCCUUCAGAGCAAGAAAAAGCACUACUGUCAAGACAGACACAUCUCUCUACACUACAGGUCUGCAACUGGUUUAUCAAUGCACGCCGCAGACUUUUACCUGACAUGCUGAGGAAGGAUGGGAAGGACCCCAAUCAAUUCACGAUCUCGCGACGAGGGGCCAGGAUGACUGAAGGCAGCCCGGGAGAAUUCUCCAUUGGCACAAAAAAUUGUAUUUCCCUGAUUGAUAGCUCCUUCAUUUCCAGGAGCCCAGAACCAGACAAGAUUUGCAAGCCUCCAUCCCCAGGAUCUAUUUCAGCUCGACCGUCGGUAAUUUGCCACACCACAGUAACUGCACUGAAAGAUACCCCUUUCCAUUUUGGUCAUUCCGGCAGUGCAACUCAGACCUCAGACGACUUGCAGCGGGCCUCGACUCCCAAUUUUACAGACAACUCUCUUCUAUACCAGGAAGAUAUGUCCAAGCUGGGACCAAAUACAAAUGCACAGAGUGGGCUUUUCAACACUCCCCCUCCUACUCCUCCAGACCUCAAUCAGGAUUUUAGUGGGUUUCAGCUCCUGGUGGAUGUUGCACUCAAACGGGCAGCAGAGAUGGAACUGCAGGCAAAACUCGUAGCAUAAAUGAAACGGUUCUUCUCUGUAUGUUUCUUCUUCCCUGGCAGAGAUGUCAUAGAAAGGUGUUGCAAUUGUCUGUGCGGCAUCAAAGACUUACAUGCAUUUUAAUCUUAUUUGCACAAAGGAUUGCUGGACUGAAGCUUCCUGACACUGAAAUAAAUGGUUUUCAGUGGAAUACAGUCAUUCCAACCUUAAGGCUACUGUAGAAACCAGAAGUUGCUUUGUUUUUUGUUUUUUUUAUAAAUGUUCUUUAGUAGGGUUUUGUUUCAUAAUGUGAGAUGUUUCCCCAAAUCAUGUGAUUUUGUUUUUGUAUCGUUUUCAUUGUUUUUUCUUCAGGCUGUGCAAUAUUUAGUAACAAGAUUAGUCUUCAUACCAUUCCCAUAUGGAAGAAAAUAAACUGAUAGGCAACAAACAAACCCAAUAUCAGAUUUUAAAACAAGUUUGAAUUUGGAUGAUUAUACUUUUUUCAUGAUGCAAUAAAAUAUUUUCUUUAAGAAAUGA